Nezara viridula (southern green stink bug) is the source of this 2973-nucleotide messenger RNA. NCBI's taxonomy places the organism in Eukaryota, Metazoa, Arthropoda, Insecta, Hemiptera, Pentatomidae. The record is from the annotation of a GenBank genome assembly.
AUGAGGAGAAACCAAGGGAUCAAUGGUUAUUUGAUUACCCUGCACAAGUCUCCUUGUGUGCUACACAGAUUUGGUGGACGACUGAGAUGGGAUGAAAAAAUAGGUGAUUGCUUUGCUAACAUUUGUGAUGCCCAGUUCUGCUACUCUCAUGAAUACUUGGGUAACACACCCAGACUGGUCAUCACACCAUUGACAGAUAGAUGUUACAUUACUCUAACCCAGUCUUUACAUUUGGUUAUGGGUGGUGGUCCAGCUGGACCUGCCGGAACUGGUAAAACAGAGACUACAAAAGAUUUGGGAAGAGCUCUUGGUAUAAUGGUUUACGUAUUUAACUGUUCAGAACAAAUGGAUUACAAGUCUUGUGGUAAUAUCUAUAAAGGAUUGGCUCAGACUGGAGCUUGGGGCUGCUUUGAUGAAUUUAAUAGAAUAACAGUAGAAGUAUUAUCAGUCGUUGCAGUUCAGGUUAAAUCACUUCAGAGAGGUGAUCCAGGUCGCCCAGAAGAAGAAGUGUUAAUGAGAGCUCUAAGAGAUUUCAAUACACCGAAAAUUGUGACCGACGAUGUUCCAGUUUUUAUGGGAUUAAUAGGUGACCUCUUUCCUGCAUUAGAUGUACCAAGGAAAAGGAAUGCUGAAUUUGAACAUACAGUUAAGCAAGCUGCUAUGGAUCUUUUGUUACAACCUGAAGAUAAUUUUAUUCUCAAAGUUGUCCAAUUAGAAGAACUCUUGGAAGUGCGUCAUUCAGUUUUCGUUGUUGGUAAUGCUGGCACAUCAAAAACACAGGUAUGGAGAACACUUUAUAAAACAUACCAAAAUAUGAAGAGGAAGCCUAUUUAUAAUGAUUUAAAUCCAAAAGCUGUUACAAAUGAUGAAUUGUUUGGAAUUAUAAAUCCAGCUACAAGGGAAUGGAAAGAUGGUCUCUUUUCUAACAUAAUGCGUGAGCAAGCUAAUCUCUCAGGGGAGCACCCUAAGUGGAUUGUUUUGGACGGAGACAUAGACCCAAUGUGGAUUGAAUCCCUUAAUACUGUAAUGGAUGAUAAUAAGGUAUUAACUCUUGCGAGCAAUGAACGAAUAGCACUUACUCCAUCAAUGAGGUUGUUAUUCGAAAUAUCCAAUCUUCGUACUGCAACACCUGCCACAGUUUCAAGAGCAGGAAUUCUGUACAUCAAUCCUCAAGAUCUUGGUUGGAAUCCGUUGAUGCUUAUGGAACAGUUGAACCUCAUACACUCAUUCGUCAACAUCUUGAUUAUGGACACUGGUACUGAAUCACUUAAUACAAUUUACCAUUCGAUUCUGAGUCAACACCUAGCGAAUCCUGAGCACAAGGUUCCAAGCAUUGUCAGCAGAUUGUGCCCUAAUGUUGUAGCUGCUAGUAUCAAUCUUCAUCAUAAAGUUUCUCAGCUUUUUCUUCCAACGGCUUCAAAGUUUCAUUACAUUUUUAAUCUAAGAGAUAUCUCAAAUGCUUUUCAGGGUUUGCUUUUUAGUGGCUAUGACUGUCUGAAUCAACCGAUGGAUCUGAUUCGCCUAUGGAUGCAUGAGACCCAGAGGGUAUUUGGUGAUAAACUCACUGACGACAAGGAUGUAGAUGCAUUCAUGAAGAAUCAAAUUGAUAUUGUGAAGAAAAAUUUUGAUGAAAUUGAUGAAAGCCUUCUUUAUGAAAAACCGAACAUUUAUUGUCACUUUGCACAUGGAAUCGGUGAACCAAGAUACAUGGCUGUUACCAGCUGGACUCAGUUGGACAGUCUUUUACAGGAAGCUUUACUUUCAUAUAAUGAUCUUAUAGCAGCCAUGAACCUGGUUCUCUUUGAGGAUGCUAUGAUGCAUGUUUGCAGGGGUAGUGCAUUAUUAGUUGGAGUUGGAGGAAGCGGAAAACAGUCAUUGUCACGUUUAGCAGCAUACAUUUCCAGUUUAGAAGUUUCUCAAAUUCAGUUAAGAAAAGGUUUCGGUGUUUCUGAUCUCAAAGCAGAACUUGCAUCACUUUAUUUAAAAUCAGGUUUGAAAAAUCUUGGAAUUAUGUUUCUUAUGACUGAUGCUCAAGUAGCAAAUGAAGAUUUUCUUGUGCUCAUAAAUGACAUGCUAGCAUCGGGUGAAAUUCCUGAAUUAUUUCCUGAUGAUGAAAUAGAUAACAUAAUUGCUGGUGUAAGAAAUGAAGUGAAAGGUGCAGGACUUGUCGAUUCCAAGGAAAAUUGUUGGAAAUUUUUCCUCGAUAGAGUAAGAAGACAGCUCAAAGUAGUGCUAUGUUUUUCACCUGUUGGAUCAACUUUGAGAGUAAGAGCGAGGAAGUUCCCAGCUCUCAUCAAUGCAACACUUAUCAACUGGUUUCAUGAAUGGCCCCAGCAGGCACUUAUUUCUGUCUCGAUGAAUUUCCUUAAAAAGCUGGAUGUUCUGCCUGUAACUGAUGCCGAAGAAAGAAAAGUAGGCUUGAUAGCUGAUGAAGUCACAAAGAAACAGCAAGAUUGUGAAGAGGAUUUGAGAAAGGCAGAGCCCGCACUAUUAGCAGCACAGGUGACAAUGGCUAAAGUAGAUGCUUUCUUGGAUGCUCUAAUAAAUUAUGAUAAGGAAAAUAUACACCCAGAAAUUAUAAAAUCAAUCCAGCCUUACUUGAAAGAUGAAGAGUUUGAACCAGAAUUUGUACGAAGUAAAUCAGCAGCUGCUGCAGGUUUAUGUGCUUGGGUCAUCAAUAUUAUUAAGUUCUAUGAAGUUUAUUGUGACGUUGAACCUAAAAGGAAAGCUUUGGAACAGGCGAAUGCUGAAUUAGCUGCUGCUCAAGAAAAACUAGCAGUAAUCAAAGCAAAAGUGAAUUCUUUAGAGGAACAACUAAACCAAUUAACCUGUGAUUUUGAAAAAGCUACCGCUGAAAAACUUAAAUGCCAGCAAGAAGCAGAUGCGACAACUGCAACAAUUCAGCUAGCAAAUAGAUUAAUUGGUGGUCUUGCAUCUGAAAAUGUUCGGUGGGCUGAGGCAGUUGCUAGGUAA